AUGGUCAACCGUGGGCGCUCGGGUGGCUGCGCUACAUGCAAGCAAAGACGUGUGAAAUGUGACGAAACCAAACCAAAAUGCCGAUCGUGCCAGCGACUCGGAUUUGGCUGCGAAUACAAGACAAAAUAUGCCAAUUUGAAGUUUAGAGACCAGAAUUACCGGUUCCAUAGGACCGUCGCAACUAUGCCGCGAUCUGUGGCAGUGCCGGACACUUCCGUUCCAUUCUUUCUUCAGCAUUAUGCGAGCAUGGGCCGCCAAUUAUCCUCAGCGCGAGGCUUCUACGAAGUCUUGAUUCCAGUCUACUCUUCACAAUCCCAAAACUCAGCACUUAGUCUAGCAGUUUCAGCUCUUGCCUCAAAGGUUCUGUCUUUGUGGCGUUGUGACGAUUCCCGGCUACCCCGGGAAAAUUAUACCCGGGCUGUCAAUCGUCUUCGUAGCACAAUCCAGCACCGCGAUGAAUGUGGGAAUCCGGCGACUAGCCUGGCAAUCCUGUCCCUGCAGAUAUACGAAAAUAUUUCUUCUGUAUACGGUCUCCGCCCAGGCACACGGGUGCAUUAUGACGGUGCAGUGUCGUUGCUCCCAUUUAUACAUUCCGAUUCUACAAAUCGCGUCACGAACGCCUAUGUUCGCAGAUUUAUCCUUCACACUGAGAUUUGCUCAGCCAUGCGCGAAGAGCGCCCUCUACAGGAAAGUGUGCGCCCAUGGCUUGAAUUCAAAAAUCGAGCAGAUGCACCGCAGAAUCUAAGCUCUGUACUCGACAACAUCGGUGCAUCUGUUGCCGAAUUACAAGCGAGAUACGUGCAGCUAUCACGAAAUGAUAAUAUCAUGCCAUCAUUCUCAGAUCUGAGAGAAAUCACGACGGAGGCAAAAUGCAUUGAGGACAGGCUGCUCACCUGGGCACGAAAUGUGCCAGAGCAUUGGCAUGCGCUGAAAGUCACAAGCGGGAAAGACAUCGAUCAGUCAAUUCCCGCUUAUCUCUCUACUUGUGAGAUCUACUCUUCUUGUUCUGUGGCCACACUGUGGAAUUUCUGGCGCGUUCAACGCCUCUUGAUAGUUAAGAUUGCCAUCGGCUCGCUCAAUACAAUCUCGACGCGUGGCACCGAUUGUCCCGGAAGCAAUGAAACACUCCCAGUGAAUGAUUAUUUUGUCGGGUAUAUCAAUACUUUCCAAAGCCUAAUGGACUCAGUGUGCUACAGUGUUCCCUUCUACCUUGGUAAUCGAAUAAGGCCACUGAAUAUUACCGACUUUGACGAUCCGGAGAUUCUGUUUCCCAGUUGUGACUUCUUCAUUCACAAGGGCGAGGGUCCAUUCGAUGAGAAAAUAACGGGACCACAAUCUUCGAGAGAUGAAUACAGACGCCACCUUCACGCGCAAGGACCCUGGCACGUCUUGACUCCACUCAUCCGCCUGCUGACAUUCUUCUUGGAUGAUUGUGGGCAGCUGUUGGCGACCUUCCUUAGGUCAGGGCAAAUAGAGUGGAUCCGUGAGCAAUUGUUGCGUGUCACUACUUUGCUUCAUCUCCCAUCCCAGACUGGUGAAUUUAAUGAAAAGUUGCAGCUCUCAAACUUAUUGCCACAAGGUUCAGACGGUACUCGAGUUGAGCGUCUUGCACAGGACAUUAGACAAGGCUUGACCUUUAUGAGUGGACCCUGA
Penicillium angulare is the source of this 1653-nucleotide messenger RNA. RefSeq names its product Zn(II)2Cys6 transcription factor domain-containing protein. Gene Ontology annotation, biological process: regulation of DNA-templated transcription. Bases 1 to 1653 code for a protein of 550 amino acids. NCBI's taxonomy places the organism in Eukaryota, Fungi, Ascomycota, Eurotiomycetes, Eurotiales, Aspergillaceae. Gene Ontology annotation, molecular function: zinc ion binding; DNA-binding transcription factor activity, RNA polymerase II-specific. The record is from RefSeq and is a predicted model, not a curated record. The transcript has a single exon.